This is a messenger RNA of Medioppia subpectinata, 1001 nucleotides long. The record is from the annotation of a GenBank genome assembly. Lineage: Eukaryota; Metazoa; Arthropoda; Arachnida; Sarcoptiformes; Oppiidae.
AUAUAACUGUCACUGUAUUUAAGACAAUAGUCCACACAAUGAGAUACAACACAUUUACACCACAUUUUGUGUUUAUAUUAAGUAUGUAUUCAUUAAAUAAAAGCAACGCUCAGUGGAUAGAGUUUAAGGACACAGUUAUGGGCACCGAAUGUCUCAUUAAAAUCACACCCAAACUCAAAGCCGAUUGUCUUCAGACCUAUGACAACAAACUCGCCGCCCGUCCCAAACAGGACAGGGAUCAGAAGGUGCUUUGUUGCGCGUAUUUUGCGCUCCAGUCCUGUGUACUGAAGAUCGCGGAGAAUGAGUGCAAUAAUAAUGAAGAAGCAGAAGGAGUGGCCAAAAGUUUCCUCAAAACAAUCAAUCGUAGCAUUACUUCAGAUGAUUGUAUUGAUUACGGAUUCACGGCGUGUAUCGAUUCGAGCAUCAAAUGGAUUCUUGUGGCCAUCGGUGGUGCGCUCGCACUCGUCAUCAUUUUGCUCUGGAAGGAGUUUAGGAAAUCAGUGUUGGGCACCGGAUGUCUCACCACAAUCACACCCAAACUCACCACCGAUUGUCUUCAGGUCUAUGACAACAAACUCAACGCCAGACCCAAACAGGACAGGGAUCAGAAGGUGCUGUGCUGUGCGUAUCGGUCGCUCGAGUCCUGUGUACUGAAGAUCGCAGAGAAAGAGUGCAAUAAAGAGGGAGAAGGAGUGGCCAAAAGUUUCCUCAUAACAAUCAAUCGUAGCAUUACUUCAGAUGAUUGUAUUGAUUACGGACUCAUGGCGUGUAUCGCAUGGAGUUAUGUGGCCAUCGGUGGUGCGCUCGCACUCGUCAUACUUUUGCUACUGUCGUCCAUUUGUUGGCUAUUGGUGUCGAUGAAGCGAAUAUUUACUUAAAUACGUAUAUUAUAAUAAUUUUACAUAAAUAUUGGCAUUAAUAAUUGUAAUAUUGGAUACAUAUUAAAAUCAUUUUAUGGACAACAAACAAACAUGAUAAUUUUCAAAUGAUAUUUAUAUUUA